CCACUUGUUAGACUCUCUCUCUCUCUCUCUCUCUCAACCUCAAGCAUACAAAUACAAUCGAUAACGGAGGAGAGAGACUCUAAUAUAAGUUCAACUCUCGAAGUUUCCUCAUUUUCAUCACAGUCUCUGCAUUUUCUCACGCGUACAAAGCCUGUGUAAGUGUAAUUCUUCGCUCAUUCAAAAUUCUAGCUCAGACUUAGUUGAGAACUCAUGCAUUCCACCUCAGAGAGGCUCUCGCCGUUCGAUUUGAUGGCGUCUAUUCUAAAGGGUGUGAAAUUGGAUAAUUCUAAUGGGUCCUCGGAGGCGGUGCCGGCUUCUGUUGUAGCGAUAUUGAUGGAGAACAGGGACUUGAUGAUGGUGCUGACGACCUCCGUGGCUGUGCUGAUUGGGUGCGUUGUGAUUAUCAUGUGGCGCCGUGCUGCGGUAUCGGCCAAGAAGACGGUGGUGCCGCCGCCGAAACCGGUUGUGCGCAAGGUCGUGGUGGAUCCGGAGGAAGUGGACGAUGGAAAGAAGAAAGUCACCAUCUGUUAUGGGACCCAGACUGGUACCGCUGAAGGCUUUGCUAAGGCAUUUGCUGAGGAAGCUAAAGCUAGAUAUGAAAAGGCCAAGUUUAAUGUGAUUGACAUUGAUGAUUAUGCUGCCGAUGAUGAAGAGUACGAGGUGAAGUUAGGAAAGGAAACUUUGACAUUCUUCUUUCUUGCCACGUAUGGUGAUGGUGAGCCUACCGAUAAUGCAACAAGGUUCUACAAAUGGUUUACAGAGGGAAAAGAUAGAGGGGAUUGUCUUAAGAAUCUUCAAUAUGGAGUAUUUGGCCUCGGAAAUCGGCAAUAUGAGCAUUUCAACAAGAUUGCGAGAGUGGUGGAUGACCUUGUUGCUGAGCAAGGUGGGAAGCGGCUUGUCCCUGUGGGUCUUGGAGACGAUGAUCAAUGUAUGGAAGACGACUUUGCUGCUUGGCGGGAUUUAGUCUGGCCUGAGUUGGAUAAGCUGCUUCGCGAUGAGGAUGAUGCAACUGUUGCCACUCCAUACACUGCAGCUGUCUUGGAAUAUCGAGUUGUGUUUCAUGACCAAACAGAUGCAUCGAAAAAUGACUCAAUUCAGGCCAAUGGUCAUGCUAAUGGUCAUACUGUUUACGAUGCUCAACAUCCUUGCAGAGCUAAUGUGGCAUUAAAGAAGGAGCUUCACACUCCUGUAUCUGACCGCUCUUGCAUUCAUUUGGAAUUUGACAUAUCUUGCACCGGACUCGUCUAUGAAACUGGCGAUCAUGUUGGUGUAUACUCGGAGAAUUUGAUUGAAACCGUGGAGGAGGCCGAAAGGUUGCUAAAUCUGCCUCCAGAUACUUACUUUUCCAUUCACACUGAUAAGGAGGACGGCACACCACUUGGUGGAAGCACCUUGACACCUCCCUUCCCUCCUUGUACUUUAAGAGAAGCAUUGACUCGAUACGCCGAUCUCUUGAGUGCUCCAAAAAAGUCUGCUUUAACUGCAUUGGCAGCUUAUGCUUCUGAUCCAAGUGAAGCGGAUCAAUUGCGGCAUCUUGCAUCCCCUGUUGGAAAGGAGGAGUAUGCACAGUGGGUAGUUGCAAGUCAGAGAAGCCUCCUAGAAAUAAUGACAGCAUUUCCAUCAGCCAAGCCUCCACUUGGCGUUUUCUUUGCUGCAGUUGCUCCACGCCUGCAGCCCAGAUUUUAUUCAAUCUCGUCUUCCCCCAAGGUUGCACCAUCCAGAAUUCAUGUAACUUGUGCAUUGGUUUACGAGAAAACGCCUACAGGACGAAUUCACAAGGGUGUCUGCUCAACAUGGAUGAAGAAUGCUGUGUCUUCAGAGGAAAGCCUCGACUGCAGUUGGGCACCAAUUUUCGUGAGGAACUCUAACUUCAAACUUCCUGCUGAUUCUAAAGUACCAAUAAUAAUGAUCGGGCCUGGAACUGGCUUGGCUCCCUUUAGGGGUUUCUUGCAGGAACGACUAGCUCUGAAGGAAUCAGGAUCAGAACUUGGUCCUGCCAUAUUAUUUUUCGGAUGCAGGAACCGUAAAAUGGACUUCAUCUACGAGGAUGAGUUGAACAACUUUGUGAAAGCUGGUAUAAUCUCUGAACUAGUUGUUGCUUUCUCGCGAGAGGGACCCUCUAAACAAUAUGUCCAACACAAGAUGUCCGAGAAGGCUCUAGAUAUCUGGAACAUGAUUUCUGAGGGAGGAUAUUUAUACGUAUGUGGUGAUGCAAAAGGCAUGGCCAGGGACGUCCACCGAACUCUCCACACCAUUGUGCAAGAGCAGGGAUCUCUAGACAGCACCAAGGCUGAGGCCAUGGUGAAGAAUCUACAAAUGAGUGGAAGGUAUCUACGCGAUGUAUGGUGAUGAUUCCUCCCCGGGUUGAAAGAAGAAGGAUUAAGGGUGCGUGGAGACGAAUUAACUCAGCUUUUCUAUUCGCUGAGGCAAACUCAUUGCUGUACAUAGGGAGGCUUGCUACCGUUUCUGCAGUUAAUGGAGAAGGUUGAAGUGUGAGUGUUGUUAUAAAAGGAUUUGGUUCUUCCCUCUACUUUCUUAAAAGAUCUUAGGGUUCAUGUAAUUAUACAUUCUAUCUAUUCUAUGACACAACAAAUUAUUAUUUAUUAGUAUGAAUAAUACCAGGUAUAGUUACUGUCCCAAUGA
Molecule: messenger RNA, 2643 nt
Organism: Olea europaea var. sylvestris
Lineage: Eukaryota; Viridiplantae; Streptophyta; Magnoliopsida; Lamiales; Oleaceae
Product: NADPH--cytochrome P450 reductase-like
Exons: 17
Coding region: 211-2349 (712 amino acids)
Cellular component (GO): cytosol
Molecular function (GO): flavin adenine dinucleotide binding; NADPH-hemoprotein reductase activity; FMN binding
Source: RefSeq, a predicted model, not a curated record